Molecule: messenger RNA, 684 nt
Organism: Manis javanica (Malayan pangolin)
Lineage: Eukaryota; Metazoa; Chordata; Mammalia; Pholidota; Manidae
Source: RefSeq, a predicted model, not a curated record
UUCCGACGGCCUGGCUACUUUAAAGCACUUGGGGCCUUUACGGUUGUAUGUGAAAGGCUUUCUCUUACAGAAAAAACUGAGGACCACACCGCUGGGACUGGGGGCCAAACCCGGGUGUCAGGUCCACCGGAAGAAGCCUGCACAUUUGGGGAUGCCUGUGAAAUGGGGCCACCAGCACGUACCUCCAGGGCUGCCGGCAGGAAGGGACGCUUACCCAUAUUACUGGUUAGCCUUUCCCCCGGCCUGCGCACCGCCCACGCGGCCGCGUGUCUACACCACCCCGGCGCGCACGGAGCAGACGCUGAGGUCCCCUUCGCACCCCGCCUGCCACCCGCACCCCCACCCCCACUACGGUCGCCGCGCGGCGCUAGGCCCCGGAAGCCGGGCCGCCCCGCCCCCGCCCCGCGCCGGAGCGCCGCCCGCCUUCCGACGGGGGUGCGGCUCCAGGAAACCGCGCGCUAGCCGCUCAGAGCUGCAGCGACCCGUCGCUCCCCAGACGACCCCGCCGACCCAGCCGGACAACGCGGCUGGCCCCAGAGGAGGAAGAGCGGCCCCGGGUCCGAACCUGGGACCCUCCACGUGGACGGGGCGGACGGUGUGGAUAGGAGCCCGGGAAACCAUGGGGACCCGGGCCGGGCCAGCAGUGGCGGGCCAGCGGGAGCCCCGGGUUUGAGGAGCGGGCGU